AUGUCCUUCAAGGUCAUAGUGCGCGUCGGCGUGCCGCUGGUCCUCGGAUCCGCGGGCUACGCUGCCUCGCGCAUCGACUGGAAAACGGCCGUUCGCACGUUUCUCACCGGCCCCGGGCGGACGUCGCGCGUCCUGCUGCUCGUCUUUGUCCUCUUCAACAUGAAGAAUAUGCCCUUUGUAUGGACAUACCGCAUCUUUUACCCCAUCAUCCACCACAACGUCAUUCGUCCGGCGCCCGAGCUCGGCCCCCGCGCGCUCUACCGCCACAUCAUCACGCGCACCCGCGCGCCGCUCCUCGAGAUUGACUACAACCUGCACAAGUCCAACUCGACCUACUUUGCCGACCUCGACUCGUCCCGCACGCAGCUCGUCUCGUACCUCUGCCGCGCCGGCCUCGCCAAGCUCUCGUCCAACCCGCGCCUCCAGAUCGUGCUCGACCCUACGACGGGCCGCGCCGCCGCCGGCACCCUCGGCAUCAUGCUCGGCUCCGUCUCGUGCAGCUUCAAGCGCGAGAUUGGCGCCUACCGCUCCUACGAGAUGUGGAGCCGCAUCCUCUGCUGGGACCGCAAGUGGGCGUACAUUGUCACGCACUUCGUGCCCACGGGCGUCGCUAGGCCGACUGAGUGGCUGGAUCCGGGCUUUGCGGGCUAUCGCGUGCGCCGCGGCACCGACGCCUCGGGCGGCUGGGAGACCAAGAUCCACGCCACGGCCAUUAGCAAGUACGUCUUCAAGCUCGGCCGUCUGACGGUCCAUCCGGCCGUCGUAUUUGAGGCGAGCGGGCUGCUGCCGCCGCGUCCCGGCGGCUGGGUGAGUGGCGAGAACCAGCUCGGCGACGAGUCGGUGGAUCUGAGCCGCGUUGAUCUCGAGGCCGACGGCGAGUGGACGUGGCAGCGCGUCGAGGCGUCGCGGCGCCAGGGCAUGGAGACGGCGCAUCACGUUCAGGAGCUCGAGUCGCUGCAUGAUACCUUUGACGGCGGCACCAACGGUGCCAUUGCUGUGUACUAA
Beauveria bassiana ARSEF 2860 is the source of this 1005-nucleotide messenger RNA. RefSeq names its product capsule polysaccharide biosynthesis protein. The transcript is spliced from 2 exons. The coding region runs from base 1 to 1005 and encodes 334 amino acids. The record is from RefSeq and is a predicted model, not a curated record. NCBI's taxonomy places the organism in Eukaryota, Fungi, Ascomycota, Sordariomycetes, Hypocreales, Cordycipitaceae.